Messenger RNA from Guyanagaster necrorhizus, 955 nucleotides. Its product is annotated as h-sco1. Gene Ontology annotation, biological process: intracellular copper ion homeostasis; mitochondrial respiratory chain complex IV assembly. NCBI's taxonomy places the organism in Eukaryota, Fungi, Basidiomycota, Agaricomycetes, Agaricales, Physalacriaceae. The transcript is spliced from 4 exons. The record is from RefSeq and is a predicted model, not a curated record. Gene Ontology annotation, cellular component: mitochondrial inner membrane. Gene Ontology annotation, molecular function: copper chaperone activity; copper ion binding. The coding region runs from base 40 to 858 and encodes 272 amino acids.
GGAACUUGGUCAUCAACACCGACGUCUGGCUCGCCACCCAUGUUGCCUUUUCCGAGAUUUGCUCGCCCAUGUCGCGCCCAAUGGUGUUCUCUACGCAGCCUUUCUCUGUCUAGUCGCGAAACCCAACAGUUCAGGCCAAAAUCCAUUCGACAGCCACAAAAUCAUCUCCGCUUUUAUUCGACGGAGCCACCGGCACCUCCUCGCAGCGCCAGCGUGUUCACCCCGUCUUCAGCUGUCGUUUUUGUGACUGUACUCGUUGGCUUAGUCUUUUAUUUCCGUCACGAAAAGGCCAAACACAUCGAACAGCGAGAAAAAGAGCGCGCUGCCUCGCAAUAUGGACGUCCCAAAGUCGGCGGACCCUUCAAACUAAUGUCGCAUACUGGCCAGCCAUUCACUGAUCAAGACCUCUUUGGAAAGUGGAGUUUAGUCUACUUUGGUUUCACGAAUUGCCCCGACAUUUGUCCGGCUGAGCUCGACAAAAUUACUGCUGUGGUAGAGGCUGCAGAGAAAGAGCACGGCAAAAUUUUUCAACCUCUUUUCAUAUCCGUCGAUCCUGCCAGAGAUACCGUAUCACAGAUGGCCGUAUAUCUUAAAGAUUUCCACCCAUCAAUUGUCGGCCUUGUUGGCACGUAUGCUGAGACUCGAGCGAUUUGCAAGGCGUACCGUGUUUACUUCUCCACACCGCCGGACGCGGACCCCAGCGGCGACUAUCUUGUCGACCAUUCGAUAUUCGUAUAUCUCAUGGAUCCCAAUGGUCAGUUUGUUGAGGCCUUUGGUCAGGUAACUACAGCUUCUGAUGUGGUCGAAAAAAUCCAUGGGUUUGUGGGCGAAUGGGAAAAGGACCACGGCAAAAUGUAGACACCCAGAUCAAUGAAUAUUUAAUAACUGCAAAGGCUUUCAUUUCCUCCUCGCACCGGCUUGUACUAAUGUAAGAACGGAAACAAAUAACAAUAUU